AUGACACAAAAACCAUCUCAUAAUUAAGCACUUUUUGAUAAAUAUAUUGAAUAUGAUGGUCUUGAAGGUGAAGGAUUUAGAAUUGCAUAAUCUGAUAAUUAAUCUGAUAUUUAUAUACUUGAUGAUUAUGGUGGUUGGGUUGAUAAAGAAUUAAAUUAUUAUGACAGAGAUGGAGAACCAGCAGGAUAUUUUGAUAAAGAUUAUAAUUUUUAUAAUAUGACUGGAUAUAGAAUAUCAGGUGGUUAUAAGGGUGGUAUAUCUAUUGAAAGAGAAAUCAAAAAGAAAUAAAAAUAUUUAGAUAGUAUUCCAGACAACUCUAAAUAAAAAUUUGGUAUAUAUUUAUGAAUAUAAAUUAUUAGUUGUUGAAAUAUAAAAUCUACCAUCUAAUACAGUACCUAUCUAAAUUAUAAAUUAUAUAUUAGAGAGAUGUGAUUUAUAGUAGGGUGAGAUUGAAGAAUGUAAAAAAGUAUAGAAGUAAGCUACAAAAGGAUAUGUAGUAGUUAGUGGAGCAGACAAAGUGUAGAAAUUAUUAAUUUUGGAAGGUAGAAAAUUUAGAUUGAAAGAGAAAGUAAGUAUUAUUGGAAAAGUUAAUAAUAGGAUGGCAAAUAUAUAAGCAAUAAUAUUCAAUUAUUUGUUAGAGAAGCCAAAUUUAAUAAUGGAAAAUAAUAUUCAGAUUAUACUAAUAAUUUUAAGAAUAAUCAAUAAGAAUAUGUUGAAUAAGAAGAUGAUGGAUAUAAGAUUGUUUUUGAUAAUCUAGAUUGCAAGAAGACAAACUAAGAAUUAAUUAAUUGGAUUGUUAGUCAAACUAAUUGUUAAUAAAUUGAUAUUGAAAUAAAAAGACUUAAUUAAAAAUCUACAGGUUAAAUCAUAUUAAAAAAUGAAAAUCUUAUGUAUUUAAUUUUGAAAUAAAAUGGAAGACAAUUUGGUGAUUCACGUAUUACUUUUAAAUAAAGUAUUUUACUCAUUAAAAUAUAGUAUCUAAAUUAUGA
This is a messenger RNA of Paramecium pentaurelia, 989 nucleotides long. Lineage: Eukaryota; Ciliophora; Oligohymenophorea; Peniculida; Parameciidae. The record is from the annotation of a GenBank genome assembly.